GUCGCCUUGAGCCCCAGAUUCCCCAGCGCUGGCUCGCAUGGCAGCCGCCUGGGCGCCCGGCCCCGCGACCCGCUAAGGGCGGUCCAGCGCCCCGGCCCAGCCCUUCAGCUGAGUCCGUCGGAUCCGGCCUCGCUCUGCGCCCCGGGGCGCGCCGCCUCCCAGCCCGAGAGCCCCCUCCCGGUUCCUGUCUCCAAUCCCCUCGUCUGCUCAGACCUUCCCAGCCCCCGCCCUCCGCUGCCCCCACCGCUUUUUUCUGUCUGGAUGCCCCUCUCCCUUCUCGGCUCGUUAUCACUCGGAACCGGAAUCUGUGCCGCUAUCUCCGCGUCCGGCCGCCUCCCAGCCUGUGCCGUCCCACAGGUGUCCGCACGUCUGGCGGUCCGUCUGUCCCUCCCGGGGCCGGGGCUGACCAUGCCCAGCGGCUGCCGCUGCCUACAUCUCGUGUGCCUGUUGUGCAUCCUGGGGGCACCCGUAAAGCCUGCCCGAGCUGAUGACUGCAGCUCCCACUGUGACCUGGCCCAUGGCUGCUGUGCGCCUGAUGGCUCCUGCAGGUGUGACCCGGGCUGGGAGGGGCUGCACUGUGAGCGCUGUGUGAGGAUGCCUGGCUGCCAGCACGGUACCUGCCACCAGCCCUGGCAGUGCAUCUGUCACAGUGGCUGGGCAGGCAAGUUCUGUGACAAAGAUGAGCACAUCUGUACCACACAGUCCCCCUGCCGGAACGGAGGCCAGUGCGUGUAUGACGGGGGCGGCAAGUACCACUGUGUGUGCCCACCGGGCUUCCACGGGCGUGACUGUGAGCGCAAGGCCGGACCCUGUGAGCAGGCAGGCUCCCCGUGCCGGAAUGGCGGGCAGUGCCAGGACGACCAGGGCUUCGCCCUCAACUUCACAUGCCGCUGCUUGGCGGGCUUUGUGGGUGCCCGCUGUGAGGUGAACGUGGACGACUGUCUGAUGCGGCCUUGUGCUAACGGCGCCACCUGCCUGGACGGCAUCAACCGCUUCUCCUGCCUCUGCCCUGAGGGCUUUGCUGGGCGCUUCUGCACCAUCAACCUGGAUGACUGUGCCAGCCACCCAUGCCAGAGAGGGGCCCGCUGUCGGGACCGGGUCCACGACUUUGACUGUCUCUGCCCAAGUGGCUAUGGUGGCAAGACUUGUGAGCUAGUCUUACCCGUCCCAGAUCCCGCCACCAUAGCGGACAUCCCCCCGGGGCCCACCUUGGCUGUGGUGGUACCUGCCACGGGGCCUGUUCCCCACAGCGGGGGCGCCGGUCUGCUGCGCAUCUCCGUGAAGGAGGUAGUGCGGAGGCAAGAGGCCAGGCUGGGCGAGUCCAGCCUAGUGGCCGUGGUGCUGUUUGGGGCUGUCACUGCCGCUCUGGUUCUGUCCACGGUGUUGCUGACCCUGAGGGCCUGGCGCCGGGGUGUCUGCCCCCCUGGACCCUGUUGCUACUCUGCCCCACACUAUGCCCCGGCGCACCAGGACCAGGAGUGUCAGGUUAGCAUGCUGUCGGCAGGGCUCCCCCUGCCGCCUGACUUGCCCCCUGAGCCUGGGAAGACCACAGCACUGUGAUGGAGGUGGGGGCUUUCCUGCCCCCUCCUUCGUCUCCUCUGCCGCUCAGAGUGGAUUGGCCCUUUCUCGCCACCCCUCAGCUGGGAUACCCAACACUGAGGGACCUCAGCCUCAUGCCAGAAAUAUUAUUUUUUUAAUACAGAGUGUAAGAUGGAACUUUAUCAAAUAAAACUAUGGA
Messenger RNA from Lagenorhynchus albirostris (white-beaked dolphin), 1738 nucleotides. RefSeq names its product delta like non-canonical Notch ligand 2 (gene DLK2). The record is from RefSeq and is a predicted model, not a curated record. Gene Ontology annotation, molecular function: calcium ion binding; Notch binding. The transcript is spliced from 6 exons. Gene Ontology annotation, cellular component: protein-containing complex; plasma membrane. The coding region runs from base 262 to 1560 and encodes 432 amino acids. Lineage: Eukaryota; Metazoa; Chordata; Mammalia; Artiodactyla; Delphinidae. Gene Ontology annotation, biological process: heterophilic cell-cell adhesion; establishment or maintenance of epithelial cell apical/basal polarity.